Molecule: messenger RNA, 3405 nt
Organism: Letharia lupina
Lineage: Eukaryota; Fungi; Ascomycota; Lecanoromycetes; Lecanorales; Parmeliaceae
Exons: 3
Coding region: 1-3405 (1134 amino acids)
Biological process (GO): regulation of transcription by RNA polymerase II
Source: RefSeq, a predicted model, not a curated record
AUGGCGCCUCUUCCUUCAUCCAGUGGCCGCCGCGCUUUCAACACCCGAGCAAGAUCUAACCGAAGGUCUGAUCCACAGAUUUCUUCUGCCGAAAGUCCUUCCAUCGGUGAGACACGGUCGUCGAAACGUCGAAAAUAUGUACCGGGUGGUCCUGGCGGCGGUGGCCGGUAUCUGACUUCCGAGGGGACGGAAUUGGCAGUCAGUGGAACAGGCCCGGGAGAUUACAGUUACACUGGACCAAGGGGGAGACUAGGGCGCGAGAAUGUAGCCAACGGGGUGUCACCAGUCGAGUUUCCACGUCCGCGUCGCGAAAGUCGAAGAGAACGUGUUCCAGCAAGACCUCGAUUCAGCUCUGCCGCCGCCGCAGCCGCUGCAGUGGUGCAUGGCGAUGGGUUCAAGCCGAGAGAAGAAAGAAGCUGGGACGAAUUUCAUCCUGAUCUGGAUAUUGGCGCACUCUUUCCCGUCUUCAGCGCACAUGAGGUUGAUGGGAUCACAAGACCUGCACCAAACUCUUCGUUCGACGGCAGAAAUGGCAGUCCAGCUUUUGUAGAAGGGGCCAAGCAAUUCGCGACAGAAGAUCGCGAGGUACAAACACAUGGCAACCUCUAUGAUCGCAAUUCCGCCACUCCUGGAGCAGUGGAAGCCACUCCCAAGCGACGUCCAGGACGCCCGCCUCGUCGAGCAGACUCGAUGCUGAAAGGUAUCGGCACACCCGAAGUUCCUAAGGUCAUUCCACUUCCUGGUUUCAACCCACGGGAAAAGCUAACGCUGCCGAAACCUUCAUUCCGCCGUUUAGAUCCUUUCCUCAAAUACGAGCAGAAGCACGUUGAAAAGCUCAACUACGUAGACCGAUCUAUGGCAAACGUAGGGUACCAGGAGAGCGAAAUCUGGAUCCGGCCAGAGAAGAAAUUGAUCCGUGUGACCGAGGGAAAUAUUGAGGAAGACCUGGACAUGGCCACUGGGGAGAAGAAUGAGGGCGAGGGCAACUCAGCUAUCGGUAGUGCUGUGGUUGGUCGAGUCGAAUAUGACAUGGAUGAGCAAGACAAUCUUUGGCUCGAGGCCCACAACAUCCAUAGAAAAGAGGAUGGAGUCGAGGCCAUCAAACCUGCGAUCUUCGAGAUCACAAUGACGAAGAUCGAGAAGGAAUGGCAUGCCCUCGAGAAGAGAAUUCCAAAGCCAAAUCCGAAACCCCCACAAACUCAUCGCCCACGUUCUAGCUCUGCUGCGGCGGUCAACGGUGAGUCUGGCGCCCUUGGAGAAGAGCAAGACACCAAAUGCGCAAUUUGCGAUGAUGGUGACUGCGAAAAUACGAAUGCAAUCGUCUUUUGUGACGGUUGCGACCUAGCUGUGCAUCAAGAGUGCUAUGGAGUGCCUUUCAUACCUGAAGGGCAAUGGUUAUGCCGAAAGUGCCAACUGAUCGGCCGCGGGACUCCUACAUGUAUCUUCUGUCCUAACACGGACGGAGCAUUCAAGCAGACGAAUGCCUCGAGGUGGUCUCAUCUAUUGUGCGCAAUCUGGAUUCCUGAGGUCUCCAUAGGCAACAAUACCUUCAUGGAGCCGGUGAUGGACGUCGAGAAAGUCCCAAAGGCUAGAUGGAAAUUAACGUGUUAUAUCUGUCGACAGAGAAUGGGUGCAUGUGUACAGUGUGGGAACAAGAACUGCUAUAUUGCAUUCCACGUUACAUGCGCUAGAAGAGCCAGACUCUUCCUUAAGAUGAAAUCAACCCAUGGCGGACCAGCAAGUAUCGACGCGAGUGUACUCAAAGCCUUUUGUGACAAGCAUGUCCCAGCAGACUGGCGUAGAGAGCAUGACGUUGAUAAUGCGACCAGAGACGCACUAGACUUCUAUCGACGCACGAUGCGUGGCAGACUCUGGGCAGAUAGCCAACAAUCUGCACUGACGAUGGGUGCAUCACAAACGCAAGGCAUCCCUAUUCCAGAGCCAAUGGAAGAGCCUUCGAAUCCCAAGCUUACACUCACGCUAAACUCCAAAAAGCGGAAACUUAAUCAGCCGCCGAAGGUCGUGUGGAGACUACCUUCGGGCGCACCAGUCAUACCGCAAGCGGUUUAUAAUACAGUGGAAGCUUCUCUGCAGCGAUUUGCUAUCCGAAAACGAAAAGAAUUUGCUGCUGAAGCAUGCAAAUUCUGGACUCUCAAAAGAGAAGCUCGGAGAGGCGCAGCUUUGUUAAAGAGGUUACAACUGCAGAUGGAAACCUUUUCAUCAAUGGAGAUCACUCGUCGAAAUUUUGUUGGCAUGGGAGCAGCUGGCGGGGUGCGACUGCAGAGACGGAUUGAUUUUGCGGAGCAGCUUCUACAAGAGGUUGGCAAGAUAAGACAAUUGAGCAGCCUGAUAAAGGAGAAAGAAAAGCUAAAGCUCGAUGACGUGAAGAUUUUGAAAGAAAUCGUUGACAUCGUCUACUUCCCAAUCACACCAGUCCUGUGGCCAAUCUUGGAAAAGGCUCAAUUACUUGAUGGCAAGGGAGUUUUCCGAGAAGGCUUUGCUGAUCUUGAGGAGCAUUUGAAUAGACGUAGUCAUACGUCAGUUGAAGCCUUCUCCGAAAAGUUCGGUGACGUGGUCAAGGCUGCACUAGAUCCGUCUCCUACAGUCGACGCAACCGAGGGCCAGCCACAUGUUAAUGGUGAAGUGUUAUCGAAAGACUUAAUCGCUGACCACAAGGCCAAAAAGAUGCUUGCAAACAGAAUAGUCAAAGCCGUCAAAGGCCCACUUGAAGAUGCGAUGAGAAAGGAAAGUGAAUUGUUAGGCAGGCCCCACGAAAAAGAGCUCCGCGACUUGGAGAGGCUACUUGAAGCAAGUCAACGGCAAUCAAUCAGCGGAGGUAGUUCUGAUGAGAACAGUGCUAAUGGUUUCAAUCAAAAUGCCAGAAACCUCGUUGGUGUUAAACUCGAUCCUGCUAUCGCCCAUGCAUCUCACAGAGAGCAGGCUACUGCCUCAAAAUCAGCCAAGCACAAGGGUCAUCGUCAACAGCCAACUCCAGAGUCUAUGCCACCAACGAACGGCGCGGCUGGCGAUGACCACACGUCAAACGGUAAUUUCGACGAACAUGUAUCCCACCAAUUAGGUAAGGACACGCCUCCAGAACCAGUAACGCCACCAUUGAGCUCUGGGGGCCAUUCUCAACCGCUUUCACAGGGUGGUAUUCCAUGGUACAUGGAAUGCUUUGACCCAGUAGGCACCACGAUCGAAGAGGAGCGGUGGAAAGGAAGAGAGCUUGUGCGAGGCAUGAGCGAGGAUUUGAGUGAUAUGGAUGAAGAGGAGCUCUCGGGGCUAGUAGAGCCUGAAGAGGCUGAAGGUGGUGGCGAUUUGGCACGACAGCAGGCGGAAGAGAAAACUGCCAAAACUCGCAAGGCUGUCAAAAAGGGACGGAGACGGCGGACCUUUUUCUGA